Psylliodes chrysocephalus is the source of this 1843-nucleotide messenger RNA. Lineage: Eukaryota; Metazoa; Arthropoda; Insecta; Coleoptera; Chrysomelidae. The record is from the annotation of a GenBank genome assembly.
UGUUCAGAUAGCGUGAUAUAGAAAACUCGCUUUUUCUCUACGUACGAUUAUUACAAGAAAAAUGUAGAUCUGUUUACAAAUUUAAUAUUUUUUUAAAAGCUUAAUAUCUCCAAUUUCCACAAAAUCGAUAAGCGACUAAUAAUGUGGCAAAACCAGACACAUGAUGAUUACGCACAAACAGAAGAUUUGCCCAAUUAUUUAUAUUCUGUUUCACAAAGACUUCCGCCAGCUAACAGCAGUUAUUCCAACUUAGCAACAAUUAAUGGAGGAUUUAAAGAACCCAUGAAAUAUCCAACGAAACAAAAUGAUUGGGAUAAUAAGGAAAAUAUGUAUAGCUCUGCAGAGAGUAAAGAGACUUCGGUUGAAAAGAAAAAAGUUAAAGAUGCAACUACAUCUUCUGCGUCAACAUCAACAAUAAGUAAAUCGUCUAUAAGAACUUUUGAAGAUUAUCGCAGUGUGCAUGCAUGCGUGUACUUUCACAACCACACGGCUGUUAUGAUGGAAAUGGAAGAUAAAGAUACCACCGUUGAACAUAUUUGCGAUACACUUAUUAACAGCGACGAAUUGGGCAUCAACAAACAAUUAUUUUCUCAGAUAUUCACGUUAUGGAUGAUCAGUCCACUUUUAGAACUUCAAUUAAAACCGUUGCAUAAGCCAUAUGAGAUUAGACAACGUUGGACUCAUCUCUUAGAGCAAUAUAGUCAUGCCUCAUAUCACAAGCAGCAAAGAGAUGAACCUAGAUUAAUAUUUCAAAGAAAUGUGUUCUUUUCGCAGCAGCUGGAGGAAAAAAUUAAGGAUCAAAAAAUUCUGGAACUACUCUACGAAGAAGCCAGACAUAACAUACUGCAAGGACGAUAUCCUUGCGAAGAAGUCCACUAUAUUAUGCUUGGCGGUAUUCAAGCUAGAAUUGAAUUGGGUCCCUAUAAUCCACAAGAACAUACUAUACAUUUUUUUAGAGAAAAGCAAGCGAAAUAUUUACCAUUACACGUAAGAAAAAGUUCAACGUGGAGUUGGUUACCGAUCAGUUCCAAAAAUUCAGCCGAGGUCAAGCUUUUAGAACAGUUUAAACGGAUACCAAACGCCACUACCAAUAGAAAGUUGAUGAAGAAAUAUUUGGAAUUUUGUUGGUCGCUUCCAUUUUACGGAUGUGCGUAUUUUGAAGGUCAAAUAGAACAACCUGUGACAGGUUUAACAUCGCUAAUGACGCAUCAGGACCAACCUAUCUUAGUGGCAAUAAAUGCAGAAGGUCUCUAUAUUAUGGACGACAUUAAAUAUGUUCUUCUAUUAGGACUAAAAUUCGAAGAAUUCAGUUGGGAAUACGCCAGACCUUCCAGAGAAGAAAAUCCAAAUUGUUUGCCGUGUCUUUUUAUACAGUUCAAUGUCGUCGAAAAUGGAACGACAGUUUCGAAAAUAUUGCAAAUUUUUUCCAGGCAAGCUAGUUUAAUGGACACAUUAAUCACUACGUUUAUGAAACAAACGAAAUCCAAGAAAAUCGAUGAGAGUGAUAAGUCUCUAGAUCACGUUGUUGGAGAAAUAGAACCGCAUUCAUCUUAUAUUAUGAGCACGAUGUAUCCAUCAACCUUGCCGUGUUUGAGUAAUAAAUUAAAUAGGUUAACUUUGGCGACGUUUGACGAAAAUGGUCACUGCAUUGGACAAAUGGGUUCUUGGUCUUUCAGUUUUUAAAAUUAUUCUUUGUUAUAUUAUAAUUAUGUUAAUUGUAAAUUGUUUUUUUUUAUUAUACAUUUGUAAAUAAAUUACAUACAUAUUUUUGAGUUCAUGUAUAAUAAAAUUCCUUCCUUCAAAUUUCAGGACUCCAAUGCAAUUGAGAAAAGGACUAAGGUGG